Messenger RNA from Nerophis lumbriciformis (worm pipefish), 2568 nucleotides. RefSeq names its product programmed cell death 4a (gene pdcd4a). NCBI's taxonomy places the organism in Eukaryota, Metazoa, Chordata, Actinopteri, Syngnathiformes, Syngnathidae. Gene Ontology annotation, biological process: negative regulation of DNA-templated transcription. Gene Ontology annotation, cellular component: cytosol; nucleus. The record is from RefSeq and is a predicted model, not a curated record.
UUUAUCUUGUAGGCUGUUUUCCUCAUCAAAUGCCUGAGCGUUCACCUGCUUCGCUGGCAGCCUGGCCUCCAUGUUGUUUCCUCCAGUCUCCUGCUAGCUGCACCCACGCUUCGCCAUAACUCGCAGCUGUUCAUAGUCAACCUUCUUUGUGCUAUUUAGCGUGCCACGUGCGCUUCUCCUCCCGCCUAAAAUUCGCUUAUCGUUUCCGCGUUUGACUCGCUGUUUUUCCAGUGGAUUGUGUUGCUCCUCCGUGGAAGAAGAAAACACGUCGGAGGAGCGAGAUAUCAAGCGAGUCUCGUCAUGGCGACCGAAGUGGGCGCUUUGUCUUCAGCUCAGCAGGCGGAGGGGAAGCUCUCUCAGGACAACAAGCAGGAAAAGGCGGCGCGGGCCUACGACGACGACAACGACGACGAACUGAACGAGGCGGAGGUGAACGGAAACUGGACGCCCCAGGAGAAAGCCCUUCACGAGGCGCGUCUCAAAGCCAAAGCCAAGCGACGCCUGCGCAAGACCUCGUCCCGAAACUCCACCAGCGAGUCCCUCUCGGAGUCGGGGGACCCCACUGGAGGCGACAGUCCGAAAGGGAAGGUCUGCACCAAUGACCGCAAAUCUAGAACAGGCAAAGGCAGGGGCCUGCCGAAAAAAGGUGGAGCGGGUGGUAAAGGAGUUUGGGGCGCUGCCGGGAUGGUUUAUGAGAUGGAGGAACCUGAUGCACACGACCCCAACUACGAUGAAUCUGCUCAGGGAGAUACAGUUUACGCAACAGUUGUUCCCGAAGUAGAUGAGAAGGAACUAGAAAAAUUGGUCAACCCAAUCGUCCAGGAGUACUUUGAACAUGGAGAUACGAAAGAAGUCCAGAUGCUACUGAAGGGGCUCAACCUGGGACCCCACAAGUACGAGUUCUCCUCCGUGGCCGUCUCCUUGUCCCUGGAAGGCAAAGCCAGCCACCGAGAGCUGACCUCCCGUCUACUGUCCGACUUGUCCGUGAAGCUGCUGACCCAAAGCGACAUGGCCCGAGCCUUCGACAAGAUGCUCAAAGAGCUGCCCGACCUCAUACUGGACACGCCCGAGGCUCCUCAGAUGUUGGGCCAGUUUAUAGCCAGAGCCGUAGCGGAUCACGUCCUUCCCAUGUCGUUCCUGGACUGUUACAAAGGCACAGUGGACUGUGAGCAUGCCAGAGCGGCUUUGGACCGUGCCGAAGUGCUGCUGUCCAUGAAGAGAGGAAUGGUGCGUCUGGACAACGUGUGGGGAGUGGGAGGCGGCCUCAAACCUGUCAAACAUCUCGUCAAAGAGAUUAAUCUUCUGCUGAAGGAGUACCUGACCUCAGGAGACGUGUCGGAGGCGGAGCGCUGCCUACGAGAAUUGGAGGUCCCCCACUUUCACCAUGAGCUGGUCUAUGAGGCUAUAGUAAUGGUGCUGGAGUCCAAAGGGGACACUGCGAGCCAUAUGAUGAUAAAGCUGCUGCAGUCCUUCUGGAAAACAGGCCUCAUCACUGUGGACCAGAUGAACAGGGGCUUCCAGCGCGUCUACGAUGAGCUGCCCGAAAUAAACCUCGACGUUCCACACGCCCACUCCAUCAUGGAGACGUUUGUGGACCUCUGCUACCAGGAAUCUGUUAUCACCAAGCAGCUAAGAGACGACUGCCCCUCCAGAGGGCGGAAGCGUUUCGUAAGCGAAGGCGACGGAGGCGUGAUUAAAAACUAAUCCACGCAAUGAAGACACAACUCAGGAGGAGGAGAGGUAGUACGGGAUACCUCUGUGUAUAAUCUGGACAGGAGGCUGCAAGUUCCUCCCUUGAUGACAUCAUCAUCAUCAUCAUCACACAGCUUUUGGUGAAAGGAGACCUAAGAGCUCCCCUUUCCCUUCAUCUUGUUCAUCACUCUUUUUGAGCUUUUUUUUGUAAGAAUGAUCAUAUUUUUGGGGGGUUGAGUCCCUCACACCUCUCUUGUUACCCAGCGUUUUUGUACCUGGUAAAUAAUUCAAAUCACAGCUUCAAAAGACGGGAAGCGGACCUAUUGGGUGUGUUGGAGAUAAACAAGGGUGUUUUUCCUUUUGCAUUGCUUCACCAAAUGUAACUUAUCAGGUUUUAUUAAAUGGACAAAGCACUUAAAAGAAAACAUCCUAUCCAGUCAGUGAGCACUUUGUAAUGCAGCUCACCAAAAAGGAUCAAAGCAUCGUAUUUUUUCCAACCCCAAAUUCGAUCAAGUGCUUGUAAAUUUUUUUUUUUUUUUUUUUUGCAAAGCAAAAGGUGUUUGGGCGGUGAUUUGAAUAUCUUGCAUCAGGGGACACUUAUUGCAAGAACGUUCUGAAAAUGACAAUACAUUGGGUGUGUGGUGUUAAAAGGCUGGGGGAGAUGAGCAAGUCAGCAGGUAAAUGCAAAGCAAGAGAGAACCAGGCUGGAAAGUGUUUAAACAUGCAAUCUGUUCAUGUCCGUGCGUUGGCAAAAAGCCUUUUGGUUCUGUUCAACAUUCAGACUUCAUUGCUUUUCUGUCUGUAUCCGUUUUACUCGUUGACCAAAGUUUAUGUACAAAAAAUGUUAUUUCAUUCAUUAAAAAGGCAACACAAGAA